AGUAACAAAACAAAAACAAACGCUUCUAUAACAAAAACUAAAAUAAAUACAAAUUAAGAGAGCGCAAGAAAUGGAAUUCAUUGAGCACAAACUAAUCAAUAGCGAAGUAAUUUAAUCGGCAAGCAAUAAACAAGCGCACUAACCUCAAGUAAAAAGCAAAAGUUUUACUACAUUUACAACAAGCAAUAAAUAAAUCAACGACCGCAUACGCGCUGGUGUACUGAACAAAAACUGACCGUACAUGCAAACAUCUGGCCAACUAACGAUAUUGUGUUCGAAAAUAGUUGCAAAUCGAAAAUAGCGUUGUGCGGUCGGAAUUACGUUAGCCCGCAAUUUGCACAAAAGUUGGCCUGAAUAAAUAAAAAAAAAAAAAAAAACGAACGAAAUUGCCUUUUAACGUCUUAAGUGUUGUGGAAACAUUGAACUCUCAAUAUGGUGGCAAUUACUAAUAACAAUGAAAUUGAGUCAGCUGAGCCGCAAUCGGAAAAUAUACUUGAAGAUAAGACGAUAUUUCCAGACUUCAAGAGUGGUCCAUUGGCAAAAUAUCGUCAACUUUCAACAUUUUGCUACAAACGUAUGAGCGUCGUAUUGGAGGGUGAGGAGCACAUACGCUUGAAGCAUCGCAUUUGGCAGUUUAUGGAAAAACAUCCUGACUUUCAACAUGGCAUAGAAACUCCAUCACUGGACCGUCAACGUGAGUUGGCUAAUCGUCGCUGUCAAUUGCUUUGGGAACAACAGUUCUAUGGAUUAAGUGAUUACGUAUCCGCACCGCACCUGUCGCUUGCCAUGGCACAAAGCAUGUUUUCAUAUGAAUUCAGCUUGUCCGUUAAGUACUCACUCUCGAAUGGCAUGUUUCCGAGCACCAUACUCUCGCUGGGCACUGAACGCUUGGCCAAGUAUGCCGCGAAAAUCGCUAGGAAUGAAAUCUUGGGCGCCUUUGCGCUUACUGAGAUUUCUCACGGCACUAAUGCGCGCGGUAUGCGCACGCGCGCCUCCUACGACCCGAAGACGCGUGAGUUUAUCAUUCACACACCCGACUUCGAGGCGGCCAAGUGCUGGGUUGGCAAUUUGGGUAAAACUUGCACACAUGCGAUCGUUUACGCACAGCUGUAUGUGCCCGACGACACAUAUCAAGGGCUAAAUGCGUUUCUCGUGCCCAUACGCAGUGAACGUACGCUCCUGCCGUACCCUGGCGUGACAGUUGGCGAUUUGGGCGAGAAGAUUGGCUUGAACGGCAUCGAUAAUGGCUUUGUGAUGUUCGACCAAUACCGCAUACCUGGCGAGAACUUGCUCUCCAAAACUGGCGAUAUCGACGAGCAAGGUAACUAUGUGAGCAAAAUUAAAGAUAGUCGCAAGCGUUUGGGCGCCUCUUUGGGUUCACUUUCGGCUGGACGCGUGAAUAUAUGUUCGUUGGCUUAUGUUGCGCUCAGCAAGGCCAUCACAAUCGCCACACGCUACUCCGCAUGCCGCCAGCAAUUUGGUCCCGAUGACAGCAAUGAGGAAUGGCCUGUGAUAGAAUACCAGUCGCAACAAUAUCGACUACUGCCGCAUUUGGCGACCGCUUAUGCGUUGAGAAUAUUUACCAUGUGGAUCGGCACCGCCAACGUAGAUUUGACAUUCCGCACUAUCUUGGGUGAGGACACAUCUGAAAAGGGCAUGGAAAUACAUGCUAUCUCGUCGGCAGCAAAACCGAUCUGCACUUGGGCGGCACGUGACGGUAUACAAGAAUGCCGUGAAGCAUGCGGUGGUCAUGGCUACUUGAAAGUGGCCGGCUUGGGUGAUCUGCGGAAUGACAAUGACGCCAAUUGCACAUAUGAGGGUGAGAACAAUACGCUUAUACAACAAGCAUCAAAUUGGCUGAUAAGCCUGCGACGUAGCAGCGCGAAUUUCGAGCGUGAUUCGCCAAUGGGUUCUGCAGUCUUCUUGAAGGAUAUGGAUGCGAUUUUGGGCACAAAGGCGGAGGCGCUUGGCGCUACAGAAGCGCUCCAUCCGGAUAAUCUGCUGAAGACGUUGAACUGGUUGGUUGCCUACCAGUUGGACGCCACUGUGCGUCGGUUUGAAAGCUUGAAAAAACAAGGUCAAAAUGCAUUCGAAACACGCAACAAUAUACAAGUUUUUUAUGCACAACAGCUAUCCGUUGUCUAUGCACAGCGCACAAUUUACUUUGUUUUCCAUCGCUUCGUAAACGAUUUACCGCCGUCGAAUGAGAAAAAGGUGCUCACGCAACUCUUGUCCUUCUACGGCGCACAUUUGGUCACACAACACAUCGGCAUAUACUAUCAAGGUGGCUAUUUCCGCGAUAAUACGCAGGCAGAACAUUAUCAACAAGGAAUUUUAGAUUUGCUGCCAGUACUGAAGAAUGAAGCGAUAUCGCUGGUCGAUGCAAUCGCGCCCACAGACUUCAUACUCAAUUCGCCGCUUGGCAUGAGCGAUGGCAAUAUUUACCAGCAUUUGCAGCGGUCCAUUGUGCAAGCGCCGGGAGUAUUUGAGCGACCCGUGUGGUGGCGAGAUGUCACCUACAAAGAAUAUUUACAGAAGGCAAAAUUAUAGAUCGCGCCACUUAGGUUUUGCCCAUAAGCUUAGCGAACAUGGGUUGUUUAAUAUACAAUGUUUAUACAAGAAAUUUUUUAUUGCAAUACAAUAAUUUAGCUGUGGCCUUCAUGUUUGUAUCUAUGUAUGUAUAUACAUAAAAUUAUAUUACAAUUUAAGUAACCAACUGCUAGGCCUUCAAUAAAUUUUAUACAAACGUAAAAAAUUAAUUCCACGGUACAUAAAUUUUUAUGUAUAUGAAAUGUAACCAAUACGCAAAUGAUUUGGUUACAUAAAGCCUGAAAUGCA
Messenger RNA from Rhagoletis zephyria (snowberry fruit fly), 2838 nucleotides. It is a transcript of the gene Acox3, whose product is annotated as Acyl-CoA oxidase 3. Gene Ontology annotation, cellular component: peroxisome. Lineage: Eukaryota; Metazoa; Arthropoda; Insecta; Diptera; Tephritidae. Gene Ontology annotation, molecular function: fatty acid binding; FAD binding; pristanoyl-CoA oxidase activity. The record is from RefSeq and is a predicted model, not a curated record. Gene Ontology annotation, biological process: lipid homeostasis; fatty acid beta-oxidation using acyl-CoA oxidase.